Molecule: messenger RNA, 912 nt
Organism: Penicillium taxi
Lineage: Eukaryota; Fungi; Ascomycota; Eurotiomycetes; Eurotiales; Aspergillaceae
Product: sterol desaturase family protein
Exons: 3
Coding region: 1-912 (303 amino acids)
Biological process (GO): lipid biosynthetic process
Molecular function (GO): iron ion binding; oxidoreductase activity
Source: RefSeq, a predicted model, not a curated record
AUGGAUGUCAUUCUGGAUGUUGUCGAUACGUUCGCUCUCGAUCGAUUUUAUGCAUUUAUCCUGCCGGACAAGUUUGCUACCGGCUUAGGAAAUAACACUCUGUCUAAUCUUAAUGAGCACGUUAAGCACUACUACCCUCUUGAGGCAUCUCAUUGGGCAGAGGCCAGUGCCUGGAAAAGAGAUCAUAUUGGCAGACAGUUAAUAUCGUUCAUGCUGAUCAUGUGGAUUUUCGGAGUGACGUUGUAUCUACUUGGCAGCUGGAUCAUAUUACAUACAAUGUACGACAAGAGAUUGUUCAAGCACCCACGAUACCUUAAAAACCAAAUGCCCCAGGAAAUCAUGCAAGGAAUGAUCGCAAUGCCCAUCAUGGCCAUUCUCACAGCUCCCUUCUUCGUCCUAGAAACUCGUGGCUAUUCCAAACUCUACGAUUUCACUAGUGACAGCCCUUUUGCUGCUUACACCUGGUUGCAGUACCCAAUUUUUGUCGUCUUCACUGAUACUGGCAUCUAUUGGAUUCAUCGCUGGCUGCAUCUUCCUUCCAUCUACCCUCUCCACAAGCCACACCACAAGUGGGUCGUUCCUACUCCCUUCACCAGCUAUGCCUUCCACCCGCUUGAUGGUUGGGCCCAGAGUCUGCCUUAUCACAUAUUUCCCUUCAUCUUCCCUUUGCAGAAAUGUGCUUACUUGGGACUGUUCGCCUUUGUUACAUUCUGGACAUUGUUUAUCCACGAUGCCGAAUAUCUGUGUGACUCAACGAUCUUCAACGGUCCUGGAUGCCACACCAUGCACCACCUGUACUUCAACUACAACUACGGCCAGUACGUUACCUUGUGGGAUCGUCUUGGAGGGACUUACCGCAAGGGUGAGGAAGACAAAUUCAUCCAAGAGCAGAACCGGAAGAAGAUCCAGUGA